AUGUUCGCAGAAGUGGAUGUUUUUAUCAGCAACUACACGCUGGUUGAUCCGGAAAUAUAUCAGCUAUGGAUCGAAGGAUUUUCUUCUUCCGAAGCUGUUACCCUGCUUAAACAGAAGGAAAACAUGAUGACAGACAUUCCGCUAGAACUCAUUACUUCCGAUGUACUUGAUCACUAUCGUACCUAUUCGCUGUUGGAGCGAGAUCUCCACACCCCGGCUAAGCUUUCCGAACAGCCAUCAUUCCAACUUGAGCCACAGAGCCGAUCAUUACUGAUAGAGAAGUACUACUCGCUGGACGAUGCUGUCGCUCGGGAAUUGUUUGGCAAGAAGUUUAACUCCCGCAGCCGCAAGGAUCUGGACGAGGUAGCCGAGAAGACUGGCGUUCGCUUGAAAUCGUGUCGCCGACAGUUCGAUAAUGUGAAGCGCAUCUUCAAGGCGGUAGAGGAAAUGCCCGGAAACACGGCCACCAACAUCAAGCAACAGUUUAUUCUGCCGGAAGAGCUGGCCCAGAAGUAUGCGACCGUUGUGUUUAUUGCAUGUUUGCGUUUCGAAACGACGAAGCGCAAGCUGCAGUAUUUAAAUUUUAAAGAUUUCUUCGAAUGCUCGCAGGCAAUUAUGACAAAUUGGACGUAUACUUAUCAGCAUGCUGGUCCAGAUUACUAUGACACAGAAAUGGAUAAGGAGUUUCUACUGGAUUUAAGGGAAAUACGUUAUUUACUAGAUAAGGAAAAGGAGAUUAAAUGUUUGGUGACAAUGCGUCUAAAAUCUACCAUGUUGGAACGUGUGUAUCAGGAAAUUGACAGCAACUUUCGCGCUUACUGGCGUUCUAUUAUCACUAUUGCGUGCAGUUUGCACCGGACCCGUGAAAUGCGGCAGCUCUUUCUGGAAAUGACCGAGCGACUAAUCGAGCCAUGGAAGCAAAACGGUUGGUCUAAGGAUCAUGUGCGCCAGUUUAUGCAAUGUCUAACGCAAAGUGUGCUAGAUCUGGAGGUCCCUCGGGACAAUCAGGACAUUCGCUGCCUCUGGGAUCGCUACAUGCAAGUGAUUACAGUUUGUUUGCUGAAAAUGUACCACAACUGAGACAAGCGGUUGACGGUUUCGUUCAGCGCAUAGUGUUCGAAGGAAAUGAAGAGGGCUAUUUCGGGUGUUACCGUUGCAUAGACUGAUAAAAUCGUGGGUUAAAAUCAAAUAAGACCUGGGGUAAGUCCAAGCAGGCAGUUUUAUUCCAACGACAUGGAAAACAAAAUAAUUCCGCGAUUUUUCGAAAAUGUUGCAAUAUAUAAUUUUAUGAACAAAUUGUUAGUAAGAAUCAUGUGGAAAAAUAUACGCAGAGAGAAAGAUAGUUUUGUUUCCGCAAAAUGGUGCGAUAUAGGCUAUAUUUUCCGCAUGCGGUUUUAUGUAUUUUACAUAACUGACAUAACUAUGAUGCAUAACUUUGAGAGCUUUUUGGCGGCGUGCUAUUGUGUGGGCGAAAAAAAGCAACCUGUCAUAAAAAAAAAUUUGCAAAUUAUUUGUAUUAGUUUGUAAAAAAUUGAAAAAAAUAUAAAUGUUUUGUCGAAUAUGCGCAACGUCUGAAAUGAAAUGGCGUUCUAAUAGAUGAACGUUUACAAUCUCGCGGAAAGACGACCACGCAAUAAAAUUCGCUGUUUGUUACUAACAUUUUAUUCUGCAUUCGGUAUUGUGCUGCAGUGAAAGGACACACAUCGAAUAUCAACGAUUAAAAAUAAAAUAGAAAUUUUGUUCAGCAUAGUGCUGCCCAGACGACAGGUGGUUAACUCUCGGUGAAUAACGAUGUUCCGCUCGGCAACAUCAAUUGAAAACUAAAAAAUGGCGUGCGACAGUUAAAUACGAAGGGCUCGUAUAGCACUACUGCCCAUGGACUCAUAGUUGACGUAAAAGCCAAUAAAUGACCAAAAUGUACUUUUUCGGUUCUACGCAUUCUUAACUAUUUAUUAUACAUGCCCAAUGCUCAAA
Sabethes cyaneus is the source of this 1974-nucleotide messenger RNA. It is a transcript of the gene Fibp, whose product is annotated as acidic fibroblast growth factor intracellular-binding protein. The coding region runs from base 1 to 1080 and encodes 359 amino acids. Gene Ontology annotation, cellular component: nucleus. NCBI's taxonomy places the organism in Eukaryota, Metazoa, Arthropoda, Insecta, Diptera, Culicidae. The transcript is spliced from 5 exons. The record is from RefSeq and is a predicted model, not a curated record.